Messenger RNA from Vitrella brassicaformis, 3496 nucleotides. The record is from the annotation of a GenBank genome assembly. Lineage: Eukaryota; Vitrellaceae.
AGACAACAAAAGAGAAAAAAGGGGCGACGAGACAGUGAAAGUGCAUUUGCCUUAUGUGUGCACCGGCCUCUCUCUUCUCUUGGUUUGGGGACAAACAGAACACAAUGGCAGAGAGAAAGAGGGAUCUGUCUAUGGCCACCAGGUAAGUCAUCAGAACGGCUGAAGGACGGGGGAGAGAGAGACUGCGUACGUGCUGCGGUGCGGAAUAUAUGUCAUGCUCGCCCCUUGCCGCCACACGCGUGCAUUCACCCUUCCAGCCACCCAUCCAUCCAGCAAGCACAUGACAACCAGGGGGCAAACAAAGAGAGAGAGAGAGAGAGAGAGAGGCCGGCCAGAACUGUGUUCUAGAACAUUUGUCCACGCCACUCACCACUCGCAUACACGUACACAUGCUGCCUUUAACACUCACUCAUACACACACGAAUGGGUGGGUGCAAUGAUGGAUGAGUGAGAUUGUUCUAUCUAGCGUCUCUCUGUCUGCCAGUCGAUGUAGCUAGUUGUGCCCGCCGGCCGGUCGCGACGCACCACUGCUGGGCUGCGGCGGUGUCGAAAGAGCAGCAGCGGCAGCAGCAGCACCUGCCGCCCCCCCAGCCUGCUCGCCGUUGGUGCCGGUGCUGUCAUCGGGAGGAGGCGGUGCCGGGCCGGGGCCGUUCGCUGGCUCCAACGCUGAAGGAGAAUGAAGGCAGGAGACCAGGGGAUGCAAUGCAAUGAAAGAAAUGGACCACACCCUUUGCCUCCCCUCUCCUCUCCUCCCCUCUCCUCUCCUCUCCUCUGAUCUCAUCUCACUCACCUCGGGGCUGGAUGGCAGUGAGUGCGAUGCGAAUGGCGCGUGCGGCCACGUUGAGGUCCUCACUUGUCACCGUGGCGUUGCGACCGGCGGCUUGGCCGAGGAGGCGGCGCUGCGCGGGAGGCGACUGCAGUCAUGCAAACAUGAAUGAAUGAGGGAGGAGCUUUCCACUUCCGUGUCAUGAUGGAUAUGCGCACCUUGCCACGGAGAUUAAUGACGUUGUUGAUGUCGACCUCCAGGGGAAUGCGACACUGGAAGAGGAUCGAGUUUACCACUGCAGACACAGACAGACAGACAGACACAGAGACAGAGAGACAGACACACAGACACACAGACAGACAGAGAAACCAAGUGCGUGCGAGGUCGUGUGUAAUGUGAGGUUGAUCUGCGUACACAGGACAGUUUUGCGGUUGCCCUCCAGUGAGUUGUCGUGACCCUGGGUGUUGUUCUCUGCAACACAGACGAGGCAAGAGGAGUGGGAUGUGUGUGUGGGUGUGUGGGUAUGUGGGGUAUGCUGGCCUCUCUGUCUCCCUCUCUCAUGCGGCCUACACGACACGUACCGUGGACGUAGACGAGCAGACUCUCCCUGACCUCAGCAAUGUCCUCCACGGAUAGCUUGUCUGGAGACGGGAGCUUGAUCUGAUGGAUGGAUGGAUGGAUAAAUGGAUAAAUGGAUAAAUGGACGGAGAAUGACACGGAUACAUGGAUAUGGGGGCUGGCUGUACCUUGAGUUGGCCGAGCGUCGCUAGAGUCGUGGAGUCUAUGUCGAGCGAUGCCUACAUAAAUACACGAAGAGAACCGGACUUGCAUGUGUGUGUGUAUGUGGGGGGUGGCUCCUGUCAAUUGGUUCCUGCUCACCUUCUGUGUCGAUGCAUCCUCUGCCCCCUCACCAUCAGCCCUAUAUCCGCAGAGCCAUCACACACAGCCAGAGGUGGAUGUGCGGGUGUGUGUGAGUGGGUGCAUUCAUGCCUGUGUUGGCUGCUCACCCUCCUGCCGCCGUGGUGGUGGAGUCUCUGGCCUUCAUCUCGAUGAUGCACAGACACGCCCACGAGUCGACGAUCUCCUGCUCAUCGACCUGAGCCGACGCAGCAAACUGCACACGCCCAAGCACAAGCACAGAAGGGUUGGUCAUUCAGAUAUCCAGAGUGUGGCUGGCUGACUGCACUCACCUUCAACUCAGAGUCCUCAUUGAACGCCUCUCGUUCUGCUUCUACUUGGCCCUCGCCGCCUCCCUGCCCCUCUGCAGAUGUCUCACCGCCAUUUGCUACCCCAUCUCCCUCUCCGCCGUCCCCUGCCCCAACACCACCCCCACUCCCACCGGCAGCAGCAGCAGCAGCGCUGUCAUCCACGUCCCACUCCGACCAUGCCAGGUGGAGGCGGGUGGCACCCACGGGAUGGUUGAAGACGUGCUCUUUCCCGGCCCUCCUUCCCAUGGGCCUGGCGGUGGGGCUGCUGGCCACCUCCUCGUUGUGGUUUAUGUCCUUCUCUGUGCCGGGGAAGAAAGAGCCGGGCUGUGCGGUAGAGGAGGCUUGGAAGUAUGAAUCGAUGGGCUCCUUGUCAUCCUCGCUCUCCUCCUCGUCCUCGCCCUCCUCUUCUUCCUUGUCCUGCUCUGCCUGGUGGUCGCCCUCCUUGUGGUGCUCCGUAUCGUGGCCGCCCUCCUUGUGCUGCUCUGUGUUGCGGUCGCCCUCCAUGCCCUCACCCUCCUCGUAGAUGAAGGUGAUCUCCGCCCCAUGAAGGGGGUGGAUGCCCGACACGCGGAGGUUGCCGUGGGGCUCAGGCGCCUCCAGGUACCACUCGCACACACUCUCGCCGCGGGGGAUGGUCUCGGCGCAGCUGUUGUUGGUCUGGAUGGACGUUGCACGGCCGACGACUCUGAUGGACUUGAGGGGUGCGGGAAAGCUGGUGAGCGGGGGAGUGUGGUCCACUCUAAGGACAACCGUCGCGCCAUGCACCCUGAACAGACAGCACAUGCAGAAAGGAUAGAUGGUCAGGAUGGAUGGUCAGAUGGAUGGAUGGAUGAAAAGGUGUGUGGGUUUGGACUCACUCAAUUUCGGUCGUAUUGAGUUCAAAACCGAGUAUGAGGUCAAUGAUGCGGCUCCCCUCGGCCAGCUUCGUCGCAUCUGCCGAGGUCACCGACGCCCAUGCAUCUGGGAGAAUGGUGAAAGUCUAAUGCCCACACACAAACGCACAGACAGACAUGCGUCCAAGCGUGUGGACGUGUGUCUUUCGCUUCGGCCAACAUCCAUGCACCCACCUGAGUGAGUUGAUCGUAUUUGGUGACCUCGUACAGGUGCCUGUCGGGGCUAAGGUCCAUGAAGUGGUACUCUCUCCUACCGAAGUCGCCAUGGAUGGCUAGCCCCCCUCCUCCCCCCGCCCACGCUCCCGCCGCCGCCGUCGCCGCCCCCGAUGUUGCUGGCCGCGCCACAAACUUAGCAGACGAGGGGGACUUGGUGACUCCCGGGAGCUUGAGGGGCUCUUCGAGGUCGAUGGCCCCCGCCCGUAGCCGGCAUGUGGCUUUGACGCUGACGCUUUCGAUGCCCCACCCCUUCUCAGCUAUGAAGUCAAGCAGCUCGGUCCCGGUCCUCUCGUUGAGCCGCUUUCCUAUUCCCUUCAUCAUUGUGAGCGGCUGGAUGAAAACAUCGUAGUCGAGCGCUAUGGAGUCGAACUUUGUGUGUGGGUCAGCUGAUGGUGAAGGGUAUGGGGGAGGGG